AUGGGACUUUUUGGGAAGUCAAAGAAGAAGGACUCGUAUGAGUCGCAGCAAACAUAUGGUCAACGAGCACAGUCAUCGUAUGAUCUGACUUGCGAGCGCCGGCGCUACAGAGAUGGGGAUUAUGCGCUCUACCAUCGCCAGCAAUAUCAGUACCAGCAGUAUGGCGGGCCGCCUCUCGCUCCAGCAGGCUGGAUGCUGGCACCGCCGUAUAUGCAACCGCAACAGCAACCGAUUCUGAUACAGAACAAUUACAUGCUUGCGCCUCCGGCACCUCAGUCAAAUGGAAAGGCUAGCAAGGUCAACAAGCUGGCCUCUGCUUCCGUCGCCAAUCUGCCGUCCUUUCUACAAGGAGAUUUGCCGAAUUGUAUACCUGGUGCUCAACUCUUCAAUAGCGGGGUUGCAGAGUGGCAGAAAGAAGGCGUUCAGUACAUGAACCAAGGAGCGGCACUUACUGAUUUAAUUUCGUCGAGAUUUGAUUCGGUUCUCACGUUAAUGGACAGCGACAAGUUCGGUAGAGAUGAGCACGAGUUGGUCGAGCUCAACGUUACCGAACAAGGGCAAGAGUCAGUGCCUGCGACUCGAGAUCGGGCUUUGACGACCUCACGUAAAACCUCCAAUACAAGAGGUGCUGACCGCGGACCUCAAGGCAUUGGAAAGGCCAUAUCAACAACAGAUGUUUUCACAAAGUGGAAGCUUUACUCGAAUUCCAUGGUUGCGGAGUCUUUGACCCCCGUUAAAUUUUACACGUCGACUCUCCCGCUUCUGUGUAUAGCGGCCCAGUACUCAGACCGCGUGUACCACACCCCAAAGGGUCAAGAGAGGCAUGAACACAUACCGCCCAACGUCCGCUUGGGAACCAAGGCCAUGGUAAUAAAAUCCGUGCCGGUAGAUGCCCAAGACGUCAUUGUCUUCGCGAUCCGAGGCAGCGCCAGGUUUAUGGAUUGGGCUGUCAACAUGAACCAAACACCGGCAUCUCCUUCUGGUUUCCUGGAUGAUGCUGGCAACCUCUGUCACGCAGGUUUUCUCGACGUGGCUCGUAAUAUGAUCAAGCCUGUUGCAGCCCGCUUACGACACCUCCUCCAAGAAGACCCUUCACGGUCCCGCUGCUCUCUUCUCAUAACCGGCCACUCUGCAGGCGGAGCGAUUGCCGCACUGCUAUACAGCCACAUGCUCUCGUCGAGUCGAGGAGCAGACUCCGAACUCAGAGCCCUAGCUGGCUUCUUCAAACGAAUCCAUUGCAUCACAUUUGGAUCGCCUCCGAUAUCUCUACUACCGCUCCAAAAACCACAAACCCCAGAGUUACGGAAGAGCCUCUUCCUCAGCUUCAUUAACGAAGGCGACCCAGUAUCCAGAGCUAGUAUAGCAUAUGUACAGUCGCUACUCAACUUAUACCUCACGCCAGCCCCCAUGGUCGCCAGUUCCCGGUCAAAAUCGGAACAAAGACCAAUGCCUAAAUCUAUUCUCAAGAAUAGCAAAGCCGCAAGUUCGAGCACGCUUGCCGUUAACGACGACCGCCCGCCUCUUCCAAGCCGCUCGAAGAGCGCCCCCGAAGGAGCUUCACCGAUAUGGAGAGUGCCGAAUGCGACGUUAAGUAACGGCGGCAAACUCAUUCUACUACGCGCCGUGCCUCGAAAGCAGGACUAUAAAUCGAGGCAAAGUGGCAGCGGGGAUAUUAUUCAAGCCCGUCUCGUUUCCGAUGAACAGCUGAGAUCUGUGGUCUUCGGCGAGAUGGUGGCGCAUUCGAUGUCUACCUACUUGAGGCGGAUUAAUAUCCUGGCGACGAAUGCGAUAACGAAUCGCGCUGAACAGGCGUCGCUGCGCGAUGGGAGUUAUGAAGGGAAUAGGAGACGAAUUAACGAUACCCGGGCGGAUAUGGAGUUAUGA
Pseudogymnoascus destructans is the source of this 1884-nucleotide messenger RNA. RefSeq lists its product as uncharacterized. NCBI's taxonomy places the organism in Eukaryota, Fungi, Ascomycota, Leotiomycetes, Thelebolales, Thelebolaceae. The record is from RefSeq and is a predicted model, not a curated record. Gene Ontology annotation, biological process: lipid metabolic process. The coding region runs from base 1 to 1884 and encodes 627 amino acids. The transcript has 3 exons.